GUCAGUCAGCUGAGGGAGGAACUCCGACAACAGAAAGUCAACCAGGAAGCAGAAGCUGCUAAACUGACCCACCGUCCCGGUCUGACGGCUUAACGACGGUAUUCACGACAGGAUUCAAACAGUAUAUCAGUACAGGAUUUUGGUUUAGUAUUUAAGUAGAUACAGAGCAGUAACAUGGCUUCCCUUUUCAAGAAGAAGACUGUCGAUGACAUCAUCAAGGAGCAGUCUAAGGAGCUGCGUGGCACUCAGAGACAAAUCACCAGAGACAGGGCAGCGUUGGAGAAACAAGAGAAACAAAUGGAAGCAGAGAUCAAGAAAAUGGCAAAGAGUGGUAACCGGGAGGCUUGUAAGAUUCUCGCCAAGCAGUUAGUCCAGUUGAGGAAACAGAAGAACCGGACGUAUGCUGUCAGCUCAAAGGUUACCUCCAUGUCUACCCAGACCAAGGUCAUGAACUCUCAAAUGAAGAUGGCCGGUGCAAUGUCAACUACAGCCAAGACCAUGCAAGCAGUGAAUAAGAAGAUGGAUCCAGAGAAGACACUGAAGACCAUGCAGGACUUCCAGAAGGAGAACAUGAAGAUGGGCAUGACAGAGGACAUGAUCAACGACACUUUAGAUGACAUCUUUGAUGAGUCUGGGGAUGAAGAAGAAUCUCAGGACAUUGUCAGCCAGGUUCUGGAUGAGAUCGGCAUUGAGAUCUCUGGAAAGAUGGUUAGAGCUCCAGCUGCUGGAAAGGCUGUUCCCGGAGCUACUUCCUCUAAACAAGCCACCAUCUCCGACGACGAGAUCGAGAGGCAGCUCCGUGCUCUGGGAGUGGACUAGCUGUCUAUUUUGUAUUAAUGUUUACAUUGUAACUAGUGCAACAUUAAUACUGAUUGAUACAGACUCUGUCAGACACACUGGCUUUUUUCAUGGUUGAAAUACUGCAGGUGUAAAUGCAAACACACACACACACACACAGAUACUCACAUGCAUUCAGAGGCAUGCAGGCGGACAGAUAUUUAAUAACUCAUUUUCAUACAAUCUUCUGCAGGUUGCCUUACAGAUCAUUAGGACAGUACAUCUGAUCUGGUUAUUUUAAAAUAUUUAUUACAACUUUGGAGGCCACAACUUGUCGGUGGAAACAACAAUAAAUGCUCAACCUAAGGAACCACGUACACCUUUGUUUGCCACCUUAUCUGUCUUUAAAAGGGCUACAUGUGCAAAUUUGAGCUUGGAAUUUGUUUUUUCCUUUUUUUUUUUUCUUCCUCAUCCCUGUUAUCUAUCAGGUUUUUUUUUUUGCCAUUGAAGAUGGAUGAUCUUUCCCCAACAAGUUUUAAUGAAUAAAACAUGGUAAUCAAAAAGAGCUUAGGGGCUGUCGAUAAGCAGAUGGAAUUAGUGUUUUUUCUACUCAGACCAUCUCUGUCAUUUGUUCAUUUAAACCGAUCUGAUUCACAUUUUCUGAGGCAAAAUAGCUUAAUUAAGGCCCUCUUUGGACAGAAUUGUAAUUUUUUUGUUGGGAAAUGCCUCAGUUUGAUUCUCCUGUCUUUGCUCACACAACUGAUCACUGUCAUCGUACAAACGAAAAUCCUGGUCGGCCGUCUAGAUAAUUACCGUGCUCUGCUAUAGAAACUGGAAUCAGAUAUAUGCAUUUAAUGUGGAACUUGCACGAGGUGGUGAGGCGGACUGAUCUGAGGGCAAACUGGAGCUGUGAUGCUGUGAAAUAAAACUAACACAAAUUAGGUCCAAUGACACCGGGAGAGUUUUGAAUCAAUUGUCUGAUGUAAUCUGAGUAAUCAAAUAGACUUUUGGCUUCAAGGUUGAUGUUUGCUUUAAACAGUGAUUGUGGGAUGGCUCCGGUCCCUCUUCUCUUUCAGCUGCUGUGCAGUUAUUGUCAUUGGUUAUUUUAAACUGCCUCAACCACAAAAACCACACACUACAGCUACAACAUAAUGGGAGUGUAUGCUAAAAUGACACUGUGAUAUACAGGAUGUUUCCCCCUCUCUGGAGCCGAAACUGACUUUUCUGAAGAAUAAUUUUUUUUAUGUCAGGAGCUCCAGGCUUUGUGAGAGUGACAGCAACAUCUGCUCAUUGUAAUGUCUUUUUCUCUUUUUCUGGCCUUUUUGUUUCUGUAUCAAUUCCUGUUGCCAAAACAACAGAAAAUGUGUCUUACAUGUGUUUGACAUGUACAACUUUUACAAUGCAUUGAUUUUUUUUUCCGUUUGCAUUUGUCCAUCAUUUGUUCCUCUGCCGUAUACUAGUCUGUUUUAAUUGAGGGCAGAAUGGAUGCUCCAACAAAUUUUGACCUCUGAGUGCAAUUCUACAGAUAGGAUUUUUUGUGUUUUAACUACUUUUCUGUUUAUUUUUCAUCCAUUGUAAAUUGACUCUGUAAAAGGUUUAUGGCUUUUAUAAGGAAUAAAGUUUCUUCAGGUA
Molecule: messenger RNA, 2409 nt
Organism: Melanotaenia boesemani (Boeseman's rainbowfish)
Lineage: Eukaryota; Metazoa; Chordata; Actinopteri; Atheriniformes; Melanotaeniidae
Gene: chmp2ba
Product: charged multivesicular body protein 2Ba
Exons: 6
Coding region: 175-819 (214 amino acids)
Biological process (GO): endosome transport via multivesicular body sorting pathway; late endosome to vacuole transport; protein transport
Cellular component (GO): ESCRT III complex; multivesicular body
Source: RefSeq, a predicted model, not a curated record